AAUGACCCAAAUAUCAAGCUAAUGCCUAAUAUACGAUAUUAUCCGCGGCUACCCUUCACCCUAUGGCCAUCUUCACCGGAUCAAAAAUCAAUUGCCAUCUUCACAUAGCUCUUCCGAUCGCCAUCUCCGAAGACAGGGGGUAUCAUAAACAAAUGUGUGCUGGUCUAUAAAUUCCUGAAGGAGAAAACAUGAGUAUGCUAUAUAGCAGCUGUGCUUAUGCAUUUCCUUGCCACUUUUCAGCACUAGUACAAAAACAGGUGAUGCUUAGAUGUUUUGUUUCCUGUUUAUUACCCUUCAAUAAUCCCAUCUUUGUACUUUCAGGGUAUGUUUGAGUCCCGGAAAAUGCUACGGGAAGGGAAAACAUGCUAAGAGAAGUCGUUUUCUGAUGUUUCGUUUUACCUUGGAAAUUGAAUAUGAAAAUCAAACGUGUCAUUUUAAAGUACUCCGUAAUAUAUUUAGAUUUCUUAGUCUUUAGGAAAUAGAUAUAAAAAAUAAAAUAGUAUGUUCAAAUAUCUCAAAUAAAUUUAAUGAGCAUUUUCUAUCUUUUGUUUUACCCCACUUUUUUUCCUUCCAGUUUUAGCAAUAUUAUUCUUCCUAUUUUUCCAUAGUAUUUUAUGGGAUCCAAAAAGACUCAUAGUGUUCAUGAUGUGUAUCUUUUUGUCUGCGGUAUUUUAGAUCUCAAGCGUUAAAGUGAUUGGUUCCCUUCAAAUUCAGUUUUUGAAGUACCGUUCUCCUCGCAAAAAGACCGAGAAGUAUGCAGUGUCAUCUCAAAAGGAAAGAAAAAAUGAUCCUUGCUCAGUUGCGCCUCCAUUUUUGUUGUUCUUGUUGUUGACUUGUUGUUGUCGUCGUUGUUUACCUCUCUCUGUGCAAUUUUUAAUUACCAUCAAUCAUUUUUGAAAUUUAUAAUUUAAUAUAUAGGUAACUGGCGUUCAACCACUUUCGACUGUUCCCAAUGCUGCUGAGAAGUGAGUUUCAUCAGUUCAAAAUAUUUAAUCCGAGAUCAAAUUAAAUCUUCUUUUGUCAAGGUACAUAUGCCCAUAUUCCUAAUUUUUACUUGAAUGGAUUUGAAAAUUGGGAGGUGCAGGAGCACACUUCAGAGAAGAGGAAAGAAAGAACACCAUUUAUGGAAGAAAAGAGAUUCGACUGGGUCGGGUACGAAGGCACAGAACCUUGUUAGAAUUAUAUCAGGACUUCCAAAUGAGAAGAAUGCCGUUUAUGGUGCACUGGAUAAGUGGGUUGCAUGGGAAACUGAAUUUCCAGUGAUUGCAGUCGCUAAGGCAUUAAGAAUACUGAGGAAGCGGCGUCAGUGGACACAGCUAAUUCAGGUGGCCAAGUGGAUGUUGAGCAAAGGUCAAGGCGCAACAAUGGGCACUUAUAAUUUGCUUUUACUUGCAUUUGAUAUGGAUCACCGAGUAGAUGAGGCAUUGAUGUUAUGGAAUAUGAUCCUUCAUACGCACACUCGCUCCAUCUCAAAGUGGUUGUUUUCUAGAAUAAUCUCUUUAUACGAUCACCACAAUAUGACGGAUAAGAUCAUAGAGGUUUUUGCAGACAUGGAAGAAUUAUCUGUAAAACCUGAUGAAGUUACUGUAAAAAAAAUUGCAAGUGCUUUCCAGACUCUUGGGCAGCUUGACAAGAAGAAUAUGGUUCUGAAAAGGUAUCUGAAGAAAUGGAAAUAUAUUCAUUUCAAGGGUGAACGAGUUAAGGUGAGAACAGAUGCAUGGGAUGAAGAAAGUCAAUGAUUGCUGACAUCAUCGUUCUUGAGUUCUAAAAAAUGUAUACUUAAAAACAUAGCCUAUGCCAACGACACAGCAAUGGGACUUGUAACAGUAUGGAUCCCAUCGUUCCAAGCAAGCCAUCCAAAUUCAUACUUGUCUUUCACCAUGCUCAUCUUCAUUUCACUGCGUGCUUUAACAGUAACAGUAAAGCUCUUUGUCUCACCUGUCCGGUUGAAGUACAAUAUGGGAGGAGAGAUCUUAACGGAAAAUCCAAACGGAGGCCUGACACUAGCAGAGUAAACACUUCCACUACUUCCCACAUUUGUGACAGCUCUCUUCACAACCACAGCCCCUUUGAGUUUAGGAAUUGCAAGGGAGGGAUAGUUGAGGCUGGAAGGCGAAGGGGUGUGUUUGGGGCACUUGAAGGAUGGGUCGAUGCCCUUAACUCCAUUUGCGCAAAGGAAGAGAAGAUAAUCAAAGUAUGAGGCGUUGUAGAUAAGCCCGGGAUCUGCAGCUUUCGAUGGCCUAAAAUGUCCUGCCCCAAAUUGGAAUGGAUCUGCCGGGAGGCCACUUGCAUCUGUUAUUUGCUUCCCCAUAUUGUUUUUCAACUCAGCUGCGUCCAAGUAAAAAAAAAACGGAAACUCUCAUCACAAAUCAUGUAAAAUUAGGUACUCACCUCAAAUGAGCCCAAACAAACCCCAAAAACCAUUGUAUCAGACAACACACAUAAUAUGUAAAUGAACAGACCCGUAGUCAUGAGAGCUGAUCUGAUUGCAGCACUACUCCAAUGAGGAUGAAUUGCCUUAAGAAGUGCAGCAGCACCACUUACAUGGGGGCAAGACAUUGAAGUUCCUGACAAUAUGUUAUACUUAACUACUCUAUGAUCAAUGUCAAGCUUCGUGGGUGAUGAUUUUUCACUCCAUGCGGCCAAUAUAUUAAGCCCUGGCGCCGUUAUAUCGGGCUACAAUCAUUUGUAAAAGAACUUUCAGAGCAUUAUUUAAAAUGUGAAUCCAACUCAACAGACCAUAAAUUGGUUUACCUUGAGAAUUUCGGGUGCAAUUGGGCUUGGUCCUCUACUUGUGAAGGCCGCCAUAGAAGUUUUGUAGGCCACUGCUGUUGCUGGAAGGAGAUGAGCAUCGGUUGAGAUUUCAUCUCCGUUUGCUUUGCUGUUUCCAAGUAUGUAUCCAACUCCACCUGCUCUUUUCACUUCCCCUCCCUUUCCAACUCUCGUCCCGUUCCCUCUUAUGCACAUCACAAUCUUUCCUUUUGCUUUUUCUGGCAAUAGAGAAUUCGGUAGGCAUUGCCUGCAAAUGUCCCAAGAUAGAUUUUGGGGUUUUUGCAGUUGAGUUCAAAUUCUUGCUAGAUCUUUUAUUAGAAUUAUCAUUUAAGGUCUAUUCUAUCUAUAAAGCUUAAAUAUAUGU
Molecule: messenger RNA, 3136 nt
Organism: Cuscuta campestris
Lineage: Eukaryota; Viridiplantae; Streptophyta; Magnoliopsida; Solanales; Convolvulaceae
Source: the annotation of a GenBank genome assembly